Molecule: messenger RNA, 1332 nt
Organism: Coprinopsis cinerea okayama7#130
Lineage: Eukaryota; Fungi; Basidiomycota; Agaricomycetes; Agaricales; Psathyrellaceae
Product: other/AgaK1 protein kinase
Exons: 12
Coding region: 1-1332 (443 amino acids)
Biological process (GO): protein phosphorylation
Molecular function (GO): protein kinase activity; ATP binding
Source: RefSeq, a predicted model, not a curated record
AUGUGGCGAAUACCCCUGGGCCUGGCGUUCCUUCACAAGGAUCGCACGAUUAACAUCGACAGGAUCGAACAGAUUCUGGACGCCAAAUACAAUCGCCUGUAUGUGACAGUGGUCGACCAACUAGGCUUAAACGACUAUAUCUACACGGCUGGCUGGAAAAUCGAGACAGAAGAGCUGGUAGUUGUUUGGAUGCAAAGCUAUUCUGGCAAGCCCACUUCGCGAGAUGAUGGACGCAGCGAGCCGGCCCUCUAUACCACCCAUGCCCACCGAGACAGUCCCUUUUCGUCACCGAGAAUCACGAUGGCUAGCUGUAGUCCGACUAUCCGUAGCACCGCUGAUAGGUUCAAGAUCGUCACCGAACCCUCCAAGAACCAAGAACCAAGCGGGGGACCACGCAAACUCGAUCGCCAAGAUCGUUCACAACGCCAGCACCUUACCUUCCGUUUGACGAUGAGCGACCUCGAAGUUCCGUUCCCCUAUCCCGAUCCAAAGUGGAACGAUUACCCUUUGGAAGAGAUAAUGGAACGGUCAAUACGCCGAUAUCGCUUUUGGGACUCGCCCAGUACCCUCGAGUGGUUUCAAGCUCGUGGAUACACGCUCUAUGAACGCUUCAGCCUGGACCGGAAAGACCGCACCAAACUCCACCCAUCAUUAACAGUGCCGCGAAUGAAAAGCAACUGGGACAGCAAUGGCAAAUAUCCCUACGCGUUUAUCGGCGAAUACGAUCGCAUUCAGGAAGCGCCCGAUUUGCCUGCUUAUGAAAACAUGGGUGUACUGGCGUUUGCUCAAGACCAGCAAGGCCGCCAUGUCGUGAUCAAGCUUGUCCCUAACGAGUCGGACGAACUUCGAAUUUACGAGCUCCUCCGGGCUCAGGAUAUCGAAACCCUCAAGGAAUAUUUCUUCCCAAUGUGGGCCACGUUGUCGGACGUCGUCGAGUUCAUCAGAGCAAUGCUUAAAGGAUUGGCCUUUCUGCACAAGAACCUCAUCGUCCAUAGGGACAUGUCCACUGGAAAUGCUGUCAUCAACCAAUUCUCGGGCCAUUCUAACCCGCACGGAAAAGACAUCCGUCACAAGCUAAGGCGUGACGGCCAGGCACUGUACGCACUCAUCGACUACAACAUCUCUAUGAUGGUCCCCCCAGGGAUGGAACCGUCGGAAUUCCGGCUGCCUUACGUGUCCUGGGAUGGUGUAUACGGCGUUCCGGACGUCGCCCAGGGUGAACCAGACUACGAUCCUUUCGCCUGGGACGUUGGCGCCUUGGGGGCGGUCCUCUGCGAGUUCUUCCAGCAUGUGGAGACCUCCCUCUACUCGCACCCUUGUUCGACACCAUGA